Molecule: messenger RNA, 999 nt
Organism: Prunus armeniaca (apricot)
Lineage: Eukaryota; Viridiplantae; Streptophyta; Magnoliopsida; Rosales; Rosaceae
Source: the annotation of a GenBank genome assembly
AUGGCGAAAGAACCAGUUCGCGUCCUCGUUACUGGAGCCGCAGGUCAAAUUGGAUAUGCGCUUGUACCAAUGAUCGCAAGGGGGGUGAUGCUGGGAGCUGACCAGCCGGUCAUUCUUCACCUGCUUGAUAUCCCACCAGCUGCUGAGGCUUUGAAUGGUGUCAAGAUGGAGUUGGUCGAUGCUGCUUUCCCUCUUCUUAAAGGUGUUGUUGCUACAACUGAUGUUGUGGAGGCAUGCACUGGAGUCAACAUUGCCGUUAUGGUUGGUGGCUUCCCAAGGAAGGAAGGCAUGGAAAGAAAAGAUGUCAUGUCAAAGAACGUUUCUAUUUACAAGUCACAAGCUUCUGCUCUGGAGAAGCACGCAGCUGCUAACUGCAAGGUUUUGGUUGUUGCUAAUCCUGCAAACACCAAUGCACUGAUCUUGAAGGAAUUUGCACCAUCAAUUCCUGAGAAAAACAUAACCUGUUUGACUAGACUAGAUCAUAACAGGGCUUUGGGCCAGGUUUCAGAAAGAUUGAACGUUCAAGUUUCUGAUGUUAAAAAUGUUAUUAUCUGGGGAAACCACUCAUCGACACAGUAUCCUGAUGUCAACCAUGCAACUGUCAAGACACCAUCUGGAGAGAAAGCUGUCCGUGAGCUUGUUGCUGAUGAUGCGUGGUUGACAGGAGAAUUCAUUACCACUGUUCAACAACGUGGUGCUGCAAUCAUCAAGGCUCGUAAGCUGUCCAGUGCAUUAUCUGCUGCUAGCUCUGCUUGUGAUCACAUUCGUGAUUGGGUACUUGGAACCCCCGAGGGCACCUGGGUUUCCAUGGGUGUGUACUCUGAUGGCUCGUACAAUGUUCCUUCUGGUCUCAUUUACUCAUUCCCAGUCACUUGCCAAAAUGGGGAGUGGAAGAUUGUUCAAGGGCUCUCUAUUGACGAGUUCUCUAGGAAGAAGUUGGAUGCAACCGCAGACGAGCUCAGUGAGGAAAAGGCUUUGGCAUACUCUUGCCUCUCUUGA